AUGUUGUUUCUAUGUAAAAUCUAUCUAUCUAUCUAUCUAUCUAUCUAUCUAUCUAUAUGUCCGUGUGUCUGUCUGACUGUCUAUCUACCUACCUAUCUAUCUCAGUCUAAGCACGUAAAAAAAGGAUUGUUAUCUAUCUAUCUAUCUAUCUAUCUAUCUAUCUAUCUAUCUAUAUAUCUAUCUCUACAUUUUCAAUGGGUUUAUUGUCGUAACGAUGCUUCACCGCCAUUUUGUUUUCUAACAAAAUCCCUCUAUUGUGCUUUCUCUCUCUCUUGUCACAUCCUAUCUCUCCUUUUUACUCUCUCUAAAUCUUCUCCCUUUACCUGUCUUGUACGCUUUAUUUUAUCUCGUUCACACACGGAUCUAUGCUUUCUUUCUUUCUAUUUCUUUCUAUUUCUUUCUUUCUUUCUUUCUUUCUUUCUUCUUCUUCUUUCUUUCUUUCUUCUUCUUUCUUUCUUUCUUUCUUUCUUUCUUUCUUCUUUCUUUCUGAUGUCCCAGUUGCCUUUAUUUCGCACAACAAUCAAUGCAUCUAGUUUACAUAUAAAGGACAGAUGUUUUUAUUCACUGUGA
Messenger RNA from Acanthosepion pharaonis, 570 nucleotides. Lineage: Eukaryota; Metazoa; Mollusca; Cephalopoda; Sepiida; Sepiidae. The record is from the annotation of a GenBank genome assembly.